GGCACAGAUGGCUUCUCUGACUCAAAACUGCUCCACCUGCAGCCAGGUGUCGGCUCCAGAACUCAGCGCGGUCAAGGCUGUAGUUCUGGGCUCGGUGCUCGGCGUCUUCAUCGUGUUCGGAGUGGUCGGGAACAUCCUGGUCAUCCUCUCAGUAGUUUGCCACCGACACCUGCGGACAGUCACCCAUUAUUUCAUCGUUAAUCUAGCAGUGGCGGACCUGCUACUGAGCUCUACGGUACUACCCUUCUCUGCCAUAUUUGAGAUCCUGGACCGCUGGGUGUUUGGCCGGGUCUUUUGUAACGUGUGGGCGGCUUUAGACGUCCUCUGCUGCACGGCUUCAAUCAUGAGCCUGUGUGUGAUCUCUGUGGAUCGCUACAUUGGCGUCAGUUACCCGCUGCGUCAUCCAGCAAUAAUGACAAAGCGCAGGGCCCUGCUGGCUGUCACGCUGCUGUGGGCGCUGUCUGUCGUCAUAUCCAUCGGCCCGCUGUUCGGCUGGAAAGAGCCGGCACCGGACGACGAAUCCGUCUGCAAGAUCACCGAGGAGCCAGCCUACGCUAUCUUCUCGGCCGUGGGCUCCUUCUACCUGCCCCUGGCCAUCAUCCUGGCCAUGUACUGCAGGGUUUACGUGGUGGCUCGCAGAGAGAGCCGAGGCCUGAGGGAGGGUCACAAGACAGACAAGUCGGAUUCAGAGUUCGUGAUCCUCCGGAUCCAUCGAGGCAACACGACCGCGAGCGACGACGAGGCCCUUCGCAGUCGCACGCACUUUGCCGUGCGAUUGCUCAAGUUCUCUCGGGAGAAGAAGGCGGCCAAGACGUUGGGCAUUGUCGUGGGCUGCUUCGUACUCUGCUGGCUGCCUUUCUUCCUGGUCCUCCCCAUCAGCUCCAUGUUCCCCGCUUACAGACCGCCGGACACAGUCUUCAAGAUCACCUUCUGGCUGGGCUACUUCAACAGCUGCAUCAACCCCAUCAUCUACCCGUGCUCCAACCAGGAGUUCAAGAAGGCCUUCCAGAGUUUACUGGGAGCUCACUGUCUGAGGGCCACUUCGAAACCGCAUCAUCAUCAUCAUCAACAUCAACAUCAACAUCUGGCUGUGGGCCAGAGUCAGAUGCACGUCCACAACCAGCCCCUGACUCUGAACCUUGUCGGCGGGGGGGCAUCCUGUGGCCUCAGCCCCUCCUCUCCCGUUGAUCUGUCCAGGACUCCGUCUUCCCGGGAUAGCAGGGAGUGGAAGGUUUUCUCGGACGGUCCCGCCGGGGCAACCGGGCCAGCAGACAAAAGCAGAAAAGUGGCCCAACUCUGCAGUAAAAGCUUCCAGCGGACCUGCUGCUGCGUCCCCAUUGGUGGCAGCCCCCGGCAGGAGGCAAACUGCGCCCGUCCCCCUCUGGUCGCAAACCUUCCCACCAUUAAAAUCCACCAAUUGUCCUUGUCGGAUAAAGGGGAGCCUGUAUAACCUCUGUAUUCUCACAGGAGAGCAUAUUUAUUGACUUGAGCCAGCAGUCUAGCGUUUUUAAAGUUCCACUAUUUUGGAUCGAGAUCACUUGUGUCCAAAUGGUUUCCUCCGAGGGCCAUAUACAGGAAACUCUACGGUUAAAAAUGCUAAAACCAGACCAUUGAGAAAUGAUUUAUGAUACUUACUUAGAAAAACUACUACGUCACAGCAGUUUGCUGAAGGUGACAGGCAAAAAGUUUAGGAUUUUGGCCCUAUAUUGACGAGAGCCGCCCGAGCACUUAGCAGCAGCUGAAUCUCAUCUCCGCAUUCAGAACCAAAACAAGAGCGAAAGUGUACUAAGCCGAAAUUUUUGAAAGCAGUUACUUGAGGAUCAUUGUGAUAGUCUCCUAAAUAGGACCUUGGCAUGGAGCAGAAAGCGGACGGAAACAUUUUAGCUUCUCACACUGAAUUUUCUUUAUUCACCUGGUCAUUAUGAAGACAAAUUUGUUUCUAUUUCAGUUGUAAAUAGUUUAUUUGCAUCUUUGCAUAUUUAGAAAAGCUCAAUAUAAAAUCAAUGUAGCACCCACAUUUUUCUUCAAUAAUGUUGUGGGCUGUGUCAAUUGUUAUUUUUAGUCGGUAUAUUCCACAGGCUGCUAAAAAAUGGAAUUUUUUUUUUUAGCAGCCAUAAUUUGGACACCCUUGAUCUAACUCCUUAAAAUUUGACAGUCAUAAUGUAUAUGCCAUCCGUGGAUGAGGAUGGUCUUGCAGGAAGAAGCCAAGACGUGAAGCAGAUACAUUUUCUUUGGCUUAGUUUUGUGCAAACGUAUCGUUUACGUAUUAUACAAAUAUGCUACUGAAGAACAUUCAAAUGUAUUGUUUUGUUGCAUGAUAUAUAAAGCACGUCAGUGGUGCGUCAGCGAUCUCCAAAUCUUCCCCAAAGGAACCUUGCGUACGUCCAUGUCACGAGACAAUACAUUUGUAAUUCACCAGCAAGGGUUUCGUGGUGACAUUUGUGGACUUUGGUUGAUAAACAAAAGUAAAAAGUAUUAACCAUCCAAAACUUGAGGUCCAUUCAUCU
Phyllopteryx taeniolatus (common seadragon) is the source of this 2507-nucleotide messenger RNA. RefSeq names its product adrenoceptor alpha 1Aa (gene adra1aa). Gene Ontology annotation, molecular function: alpha1-adrenergic receptor activity. Bases 8 to 1450 code for a protein of 480 amino acids. Gene Ontology annotation, biological process: cell-cell signaling; adenylate cyclase-activating adrenergic receptor signaling pathway; phospholipase C-activating G protein-coupled receptor signaling pathway. The transcript has 2 exons. NCBI's taxonomy places the organism in Eukaryota, Metazoa, Chordata, Actinopteri, Syngnathiformes, Syngnathidae. Gene Ontology annotation, cellular component: membrane. The record is from RefSeq and is a predicted model, not a curated record.